AAUUGAUUAUUUCUUCAUCCAGUAUGAUAAUGCUUCAGCCAAUGUUGGUGCUAGAGAUGAUUUGGACAGCUUUUUGCUAUUUCCAUUUCCGAGUGUCACAGACUCCCCAACACGUUAUUCUAAAUUUCGGAGAACGUGCAACAAUCACCUGUGCGUUCAACAUUCCACCUGAUGAUUCCGAGGUCGAUGUCUUGUGGUGGAAAUUGGGUGAUAAUACAUUUCUGCAUCCAACCUCCGACGCUAGGAAACGGCAUUUUAAGAGAAAGGGUCAGGGCACCUUACAGCUGCUUGACGUCCAUCUUGAAGAUGCUGGAGUUUAUUACUGCGGAGUCAGUCAGAAUAGAGCAACGAUCAGCAACGGGACUGGAACAAGACUUGUUGUCCACAGUCCACCAUCUACCCCGACGAUACUUUCCAAAAUGCCUGAUAGAAGUUCAGACAUCGAUGUACACCUCGUGUGUGAAACAGAUGACUUUUACCCAGAGGGGAUUACAUUCAACUGGUACAAAAAUUCAAGCAAGAUAGCCACCGGGAUAAAAUCUACAGAGUACUUGACCGAUGCGGGGCUUUACCGAGCUUCCAGUACGCUACAGGAAUCACAGCCAGUCCGGAAAGGCAACGCUUAUAUUUGCUUGGUAUCUCACAGCACCCUCCAAAGUCCGAAAUUAUCUGUUUAUUUGGUGUCUAGAUUUAAUUCAGGUAUCGGCAUUAAUUUUGAUAUUUUGGCGAUUGGGUGCACAAUCAGCGGACUCAUCUGUCUAGUGCUGGGGGCAGUCAUUGGAAAGCGAUGCAAGGCACGUUCAUGCAAAGGGCCAAAUCAAGAUACAGCUCGACAUUGUGAAGAAACGAUGCUGGAAAUGACUGAAGACAACAACGUGGGUUAUGCAGCUCUCACUUUGUUUAGUUCAGAAAAAAGACGGACGCACAGGCAACAGGAAGACUGUACACAGUAUGCUGCAAUUAAGACAGGCAUGGAUAGAUCGCGAGAUUUAUCCAAAAAGACUUAAAGCCAAAUGAUUUGUGAUUCCAUCAUAUUAAUGUUAAUGCUUGUAGAAUCCUGAAGUGUAUUAACUAGAAUUCUAGCAUGGACUGAACCCAAUGUCAGCAAAGUAUGAGAAACAGUGUUGUCUUCCCUUUUAUCAAUCUGUUAAAGCAUGUACUGAUGAGAAUAUUGUUGACUCCCUUACAAUGUACAGUGAGUUGAAACUGAAUUCUGUGUAUUUCUAUAUCAGUUGACCAAAGCAAGGUCACAAGUAUUCUGAAGAACUGAUACUUCAAGGGAUCAUGUUGUAAACUUGGGUGCAGUGUGAUCAUAUAUUAUCCUAUCAGAGAGUGGGCAUUAGGUUUUUGUUCAGCAUUCUUCAUUUGUUGUGUUUUAUUUAUCUUAACAUAUCUCAUAAA
Molecule: messenger RNA, 1401 nt
Organism: Hemiscyllium ocellatum (epaulette shark)
Lineage: Eukaryota; Metazoa; Chordata; Chondrichthyes; Orectolobiformes; Hemiscylliidae
Product: signal-regulatory protein beta-1-like
Exons: 6
Coding region: 24-1007 (327 amino acids)
Biological process (GO): T cell costimulation; cellular response to lipopolysaccharide; positive regulation of T cell proliferation
Cellular component (GO): external side of plasma membrane
Source: RefSeq, a predicted model, not a curated record